AUGGUUAAAAAUGAAAAUAUUGAAAUAAUACAUCCACCAAACCUCCAAGAAAGUUGUACAUUAACAAUCAUAUUUGCAUCGAAGAUCAUCAUUAGCUCUGUAGAGAUACACUCGAAUAGUAGAUUGAUUGAAAUGUAUUAUGGUGAAAUGGACGAUUACUUGGCAACAAUGAAAUCUAUAAAAUCAGAUGACGAAAGAAAUCUUUUAGUAUCAUCACAGAGAUUUAAAAAUAACAAUUCAAUUUCACAAUUGAAAAUAAAGUUUUGUUCAUUGUUACAAAAAGAUUGUUGUGUUUUAAAUAAAAUUUCAAUUCAUUGCACCAAGGUCUCAAAGGAACAACAUGAUCAAGAUCAAGAACAAUUAGCUCAAAAAAAUACUAAUAGAAUUUACAAUAAACAGCAAUCUUUAGACUCCAUGAUGGCCAUUAUGUCACUUUUAUCCAAAAACAAUUCACUAACAUCUCAGCCAUCAACAAUACCUCAAUUUCCUAUUGGACAACCUCUACAAAUACCUUUGAUGAAGCCAUCACCAACACCAAAAACAAAUGAAUCAGAACAAAUUAACAAUACAACAGAGAUUAAAUUACAAACAAAUUUAAAAAAUGAUGAACAACCAAAACCGAUUACAAAGGAUGAUUUAAUAUCAAUAAUGAGUCAAAUGGAAUCAAGGAUUAUUAGAUAA
This is a messenger RNA of Heterostelium album PN500, 681 nucleotides long. RefSeq lists its product as uncharacterized. The record is from RefSeq and is a predicted model, not a curated record. The transcript has 4 exons. Bases 1 to 681 code for a protein of 226 amino acids. NCBI's taxonomy places the organism in Eukaryota, Evosea, Eumycetozoa, Acytosteliales, Acytosteliaceae.